This is a messenger RNA of Macrosiphum euphorbiae (potato aphid), 4113 nucleotides long. Lineage: Eukaryota; Metazoa; Arthropoda; Insecta; Hemiptera; Aphididae. The record is from the annotation of a GenBank genome assembly.
AUGGACCCGUCCGAUAAAAUGGCGUCCAAAGACACGAUCGUGAAAGCAGAGAAAAAUCCAGAUUCUGGAAGUGAUUUUGAUGACGACGAUGAUCCAGACAAAACUGAAGUUCCGGGUGGAGGAAAAGACUUGGCAACUGCAGCAACUAUUAAGUCAACCUUUGUCGAUGAAAAGCCGCCUAGUACCAGUAUUAAUACUAAUUUAACCAAACCUUUAGAACCAACAUCUAAAAUGAAUGCAAAUAAUAUGGGCUAUCCGAAAAAUAUGGGUGGUAUGAAUAAUUGGAUGGGAGCCAUGAUGGGAAAUCCUUUUAUGAAUUUGGCACAAGGCUCUUCAAAUAUGAAUAACAUGAUGUUUCCUCAAAAUAUGCCUUAUCCAGGAAUGAUGCCUCCUAAUAUAAAUCAAGCUCAAUUUUUACAAGGUAUGGGUGGUGGUGGAUCAGCUGGAAUGAUGGAUGGCAAUGCUGCAACAAAUUUUCUUUUACAAGCAUUAAUGAGUAAUGGUGGCAAUAAUGCUGCCUUGAUAUCACAACUACUGAGUUCAGGAGGACCUGCUGCAUCUAUGCUGUUACAAAAUAUAAUGCAACAACCAUUUACCCAACAAAAUUUUCCAAUGGCACCUAAAAAUGUAUCUCCAUAUUGGUACAAUCAAUCGAUGAAUAAUAAAAUGCCUAGUGGUGGUGGGCGUACUGGAGAAGAUGAAGAAGAUAAUGAGGAUGAGGAUAUGGGAGUUGCUGAAACAUAUGCUGAUUAUAUGCCUUCCAAAUUAAAACUUGGUAAGAAACAUCCUGAUCCAGUAGUGGAAACAGCAUCAUUGUCAAGUGUUGAACCUGCGGAUGUGAAGUAUGAAUUAUCAAUUCCAAUGGAUACCAUAAAUUCUGGAUCUCUUUCGGCUCUUCAGUUAGAAGCUAUCACUUAUACAUGCCAACAGCAUGAUCAUAUUUUACCUGAUGGUUCAAGAGCUGGUUUUCUUAUUGGUGACGGUGCUGGUGUUGGUAAAGGUCGAACAAUUGCUGGAUUAAUAUUUGAGAACUUUGUAAAAGGUCGCAAGAAAGCCAUUUGGGUUUCAGUAUCUAAUGACUUAAAAUUUGAUGCCGAACGAGAUUUAUCUGAUAUUGGAACAACAAAUAUUAAAGUGUAUUCUCUAAAUAAGUUUAAAUAUGCCAAAAUUAAUUGUCCAACAAAUGGUAAUGUAUCUAAAGGAGUUAUAUUUUCUACUUAUUCGGCUCUCAUUGGUGAAUCAAGUGGUGGAGGAAAAUACAAAAGUCGCUUGAAGCAAUUGUUGAACUGGUGUGGUGAUGAUUUUGAUGGAGUUAUUGUUUUUGAUGAGUGCCACCGUGCUAAAAAUCUUUGUCCAACUGGUUCUACAAAACCUACAAAAACUGGAUUAACAGUACUUGAGCUACAAAAUAAAUUGCCCAAUGCUCGAGUAGUUUAUGCAUCAGCUACUGGUGCUUCAGAACCUCGAAAUAUGGCUUAUAUGGUGCGUUUAGGUAUGUGGGGACAAGGGACAGCAUUUCCAGAGUUUCUUGAUUUUAUUAAUGCAGUUGAAAAACGUGGUGUUGGUGCUAUGGAAAUAGUUGCAAUGGAUAUGAAGCUUAGAGGCAUGUAUAUUGCUAGACAAUUAAGUUUCCAUGGUGUAUCUUUUAAAAUUGAUGAAGUACCUCUAUCUCCGGAGUUUACUAAUGUCUAUGACAAUGCUGUAAAAUUGUGGGUGGAUGCAAUGCAUAUGUUUCAAGAAGCAGCAGAACUAAUUGAUGCAGAGAAUCGCAUGAGAAAAACUAUGUGGGGUCAAUUUUGGUCCUCCCAUCAAAGAUUUUUUAAAUAUUUGUGUAUUGCAGCAAAAGUUAAACACGCAGUAGAUGUGGCUAGAGAAGCAAUAAAACAUGGAAAAUGUGUAAUUAUUGGAUUACAAUCUACAGGGGAAGCCCGAACUCUUGAACAACUGGAAAAAGAUGAUGGAGAGCUAACUGAUUUUGUAUCCACUGCAAAAGGUGUUUUACAGUCUUUAGUUGAAAAGCAUUUCCCUGCUCCAGAUCGUAAUAGAAUAAAAAAACUACUAGGAAAUGUUGGCAUUGAAUUAAAACAUUCCAAACAUCAUAAUGGUGAUUCUCAAGGACCUAGUAGCUCUAGUGGAGGCGGAGAAAAGAGAAAAUCAGGCCGACAAGCAUCUUCGAGACAUGUAAAACGUGCCAAAGAUUCAAGUGAUUCUGAUUCAAAAUCUGAUAAUGAUGAUUCCGAUUUUAAAAUGUCAGAAUCUGAGUCUGAAAUUAGUGAAGAACAUAGCGAUGAUUCCGAAGCAAGCAGCGACUUUAAUCCAUUUGGUGAAGAUGACACUGACAGUGAUGAACCUUGGGCAGCUGGUAGAGCAAAAAAACGUAAAAAUAAAGUUCCCGCUAAAAAGAAACAAACAGCAAAAGACAAAAUCCAUCAAAUUGUAUUAAAGUCAAGCAUGGCUAAUAAUAGCCACCAAAAAGAUGCUAUUGACCGUGCUUGUAGUAUGAAAGAAGAAUUGAUGGAAAGGAUUGAGAGAUUAGGAGAUAAAUUGCCACCAAAUACUCUUGAUCAGCUAAUUGAUGAACUUGGUGGGCCUGAAAAUGUUGCUGAAAUGACAGGAAGAAAAGGUAGAGUUGUUCAAACAGAUGGGGGUAUACAAUAUGAAUCUCGCUCUGAAGUUGACGCACCUUUAGAAACAUUAAAUGUUAUUGAAAAACAAAGGUUUAUGGAUGGUGAAAAGGAUGUAGCUAUCAUAUCAGAAGCUGCCAGUUCUGGUAUAUCAUUACAAAGUGACCGAAGAGCCCGAAAUCAACGCCGUAGAGUACACAUUACCUUAGAAUUACCUUGGAGUGCUGAUAGGGCUAUUCAGCAAUUUGGUCGUUCUCAUCGUUCUAACCAAGUUAAUGCUCCAGAAUAUAUUUUCCUAAUAUCAGAUUUAGCUGGGGAAAGACGUUUUGCAUCUAUAGUGGCCAAACGAUUAGAAAGUCUUGGUGCUCUCACGCAUGGUGAUCGAAGAGCAACUGAAACACGAGAUUUAUCAAAGUUUAAUAUUGAUAAUAAAUAUGGCCGUGCUGCUUUAGAAACCACAAUGAAAACUAUUAUUGGUUAUGAGAGUCCUAUAGUACCACCCCCAGAAGAUUACAAAGGACACUUUUUUGAAGAUGUCGGCGGUGCUCUUGUAGGUGUUGGUAUGAUUAUCAAUAAUGAAGCCAGUCCUGGUAACUUAACAUUAGACAAGGAUUACAACAACAUAAGCAAGUUCCUAAACCGUAUCCUUGGUAUGCCAGUUGAGCUUCAAAACAGACUGUUUAAAUAUUUCACCGAUGUACUACACCAUAUUAUAACACAAGCAAAAAAAUCUGGUCGCUUUGAUUUGGGAAUCUUGGAUUUGGGUACUGCUGGUGAGAAUGUGAAACGAGUAAAAAUGUAUACGUUCCUUAGAAAACAUGCCACUGGUCAAGCUACUACUGAACUUCACAUUGUACAUGUUGAAAGAGGUAUGAGUUGGGAUGAGUCUGUAGAAAGGUGUAAGGAAGCCAAAGCACCUACUGAAGGAUAUUAUCUUUCACAUCAGAUAAGAAACAAUAAAAGUACCGCAGUACUUGCUUUGUUGGCUGAUAAUAGUGCUAAUAAAAAAACCGAAACAACAAAAACACCCUCUAAGAAGGACAUUAUGUUCACUAUAUUCCGUCCAAACACAGGAUUACAGUUAAGGCAAGAGUCACUGAGUGAACUUGAAAAGAAAUAUUUUAAAGUGGAGUUAUCUAAAGCAGAAAAACACUGGAAAGAACAGUAUGAUUCAUCUGAAACUGUUUGUUCACAUGCCUAUUGGCGUGGCAACUGUAAGCUUGUUACAGUUGGUCAAGAUUGUGAAGUAGGUUUAAGACGCCGUACAUAUAAUGUUUUGUCUGGAUCAGUGUUGAGUGUAUGGAGUAGAAUAGAAAAUGUAUUAUUAGCUCGGACAGGUUCUCAUCAUAAGAUGCAAGUUGUCAGGUUAAAGACUGCAGAAGGAUUGAAAAUAGUUGGUACGUUGAUACCUAAGUCGUGCGUUGAAGCAUUAAGACAAGACCUAGGUGCAGAUGCAGAAAAGACAGAAGAACGCGUUUCUAAUUUAUAA